Molecule: messenger RNA, 750 nt
Organism: Rhodofomes roseus
Lineage: Eukaryota; Fungi; Basidiomycota; Agaricomycetes; Polyporales; Fomitopsidaceae
Exons: 3
Coding region: 189-656 (155 amino acids)
Source: RefSeq, a predicted model, not a curated record
ACCCUCACCGCUGAGCCUGAAGCCAUGUCUGAUGCCGCAUCGAGCCCGUAUGCUCUGCGGGGUUCCGCGCCAGGCCGAAACCCGUCUCCCAAUGUCUCCCAUCUGGCCUCUUGUUGCCGUCCUCCGCGCUCCCUGCGCCGUUUGCGCUCUGCCCAAGCAACUACCAGCCGACGCGCAAGUAUCCUACGAUGCUACUCCAACUCGUCCGAAGACGUCGGACGUGCGGGAUCGCCCACUACGUCGCGUUCCCUGGCGCGUUGUCCAGAGGCACCCGCAAUCCUCUCCUCCCGCCUGCUACCCACCGACCACCAUCUUGUCUCACUCGCCCGAUCGCAUCCAUCACAUCUCUGAAGCACAGUAAUGCGCGGUGCGUCGCUCGACUCACCGACCAUCACCUCGUUCCCCUUGCCCGGAGUCUUGCAUCACAGCGCUGCCGGACAGUAGUCCAGCGUCGCUCGACUCGUUUCUGUUACUCCGACCAUGUUUACCGUACAUUCCCAUGCAUCCUCGUCGUGACAUCGCCCGCGGACCUCGUUUCCGAUAACACGAGCUCGGCUCUUGCCUGCCCUCCGACACCAUCAACGCACAAAUGUGUUGCCGCACGGGCGGCUGUCAUCAGCAUGCCUCAUACCACAGCAAACGUCGAGAAUGCCUAAGCGUCUCGGAGGCUCGUCAUCGCAGCCUCCACUUGGGUUGAGAGCGCGUGGCCGUCACCGGCUCGCGUGCUCGCAUGACGAGCGCAUCUACAGG